This is a messenger RNA of Limulus polyphemus (Atlantic horseshoe crab), 1171 nucleotides long. Its product is annotated as glutaminyl-peptide cyclotransferase-like. Gene Ontology annotation, molecular function: glutaminyl-peptide cyclotransferase activity; zinc ion binding. The transcript has 7 exons. The record is from RefSeq and is a predicted model, not a curated record. Bases 30 to 1112 code for a protein of 360 amino acids. Lineage: Eukaryota; Metazoa; Arthropoda; Merostomata; Xiphosura; Limulidae.
UUCUGUUAGUUGAGACCGUGAAAGAGAACAUGACACCCGCUAUUAAUGAAGGUCUGUUCGUGAUAUUAUUUUUAAACAGUGUCAUCACAUCACCUGUUCCUGGGACUGACUGGCUUAAUAGAAAAUGGCCUAAUGAACCAAAAAUAUUUUCUGAUGAAGAUAUCAAAACGUUAAGUCGUGCUGUUGCCAGUCGUCAAAGGGAUUUUAACACAAUACUGAAUAAGAUACUUGUUCCCAGAGUUCCCGGAACGACUGGACACGACAACGUUAAAAAGUAUAUAAUAGAUUCCAUGAAGGCAUUACAGUGGGAUGUGGAGGUCGACAGCUUUCUUGAUGCAACGCCACAGGGCUAUAAGGAAUUUGCCAAUGUCAUUGCUACACUGAAUCCAGAAGCAUGUCAACGUCUUGUACUUGCAUGUCACUAUGAUUCUAAAUUCAGUAGAAACGAAACUUUACUUGGAGCUACUGAUGCCGCUGUGCCUUGUGCAAUGAUAAUACACCUGGCUAGAGUUCUUGACAGACAGUUGAAGAUUCAACAGACAAAGAAUGCACACAUGACACUUCAGCUGAUAUUUUUUGAUGGUGAGGAAGCUUUUCAGAAGUGGAUGUCUACUGAUUCUCUGUAUGGAUCUCGUCAUCUUGCUAGCAAGUGGGAACAGGAACCCCAUGAUUCUGAAUGUGGAGAAAAUGGAACAAGCCAAUUAGACAAAAUAAAAAUGUUUUUGCUGUUGGAUUUGCUGGGAGCUGAAAAUCCAAGAUUUAUUAGUUAUUUCUUGGGCACUCAUGGUGUUCACACACAAUUUAUUUACAUAGAGGAACGUCUUAACUCUUUACAUGAGCUAGAAGGCCCAGGUGGAAAAACUAAUUAUUUCAAAACCUCGUUAUCACCAGGAUUUGUGCAAGAUGAUCACACCCCCUUUGUUGAGAGAGGUGUACCAGUCCUACAUCUUGUCACUAAUCCAUUUCCAGAGACUUGGCACAAGGAGACUGAUGAUGGAAAUCAUCUUGACUACACUGUUAUAAAUAACUUAAACAAAAUUGUUUCCUUAUUUGUGGCUCAAUACCUACACCUUGACAUAGAAAAACACGUUUUCUUACAAGCAUUUAACUAAAUAAUUUCAGCAUGGACAUAUAUCAGCUUUUGGGUAAUAGUAAUUCAUUACAGUUUAAU